AUGUACCAACCCCUCGAGGAUAGAAGCGAGCGGGACUCUCAAUCCACAGGAGAUUGCGAGAAGCUACUUUCUGAUAGCCCAGAAGUUCCAUUUCAGAAAUCGCUCAGACGAGUCCCGGUGUGGGCUGUUCUCGCAACCACCAUACUUGCAUCAUCUGCUUUUUUUGUAUUGGGAACCUGGUUUGGGAGUCGUACGACAGAUAGGUCCUGUUUGCAGCAUGUCCAGAAAUACUGUAUGUUUCUAGGAACUACUCUCUUCGCGCAAUCACUGAACUCGAGUGCAGCUCCAAUCAUGGCGGAAGUGGACAAUUCCUACCACAGCGUUCGCUUCAACGGGUCGUUCAUGAAGGAAAACGCGUUUCGACUCGGUGCAGGACCAGAAGUAGAUGCCGCCUGGGAAUCUCUGGGGAUCAACUAUCGAGGGAUAGCCGUACCGCUUAGCGAAGGCCCCAAAUCCGGCCUCCGAGCCGACCAAGUGCAAAUCAACCCCAAACACGGCGGCGGCUUCCCCGCUAACGUCGAAGGCCUGCACCACCUCCACUGCCUCAACCUCGUGCGCCAAUCCCUCUACUACAACAUCGACUACUACCGCGCCCAAGGCAAGGGCGCGUUCGUGAACGAAGAGAGCGUCGUCCGGUACCACGUCUCACACUGUCUCGAUAUCGUGCGCCAGCAGUUGAUGUGCACGCCGGACACGGGGCUCCUGGGACAGGUCUGGUGGGACCCCGAGUACCCGAAGGCGUUCGUGGAUUUCAACACGGAGCACAAGUGCAAGAACUUUGAGGCCAUCCGGCAGUGGGCGGAGGAGAGACAGCUUCCGGAGACGGUGCCGGAAGACUUUUUGAGACCGCCGCAAGCUAGUGAUACCAUCUAUGCGGCCAUUCCUUGA
This is a messenger RNA of Drepanopeziza brunnea f. sp. 'multigermtubi' MB_m1, 888 nucleotides long. The record is from RefSeq and is a predicted model, not a curated record. NCBI's taxonomy places the organism in Eukaryota, Fungi, Ascomycota, Leotiomycetes, Helotiales, Drepanopezizaceae.